AUGGGUAAAAAAGACGAUCUUCAGGAUAUUUUAAACCAGUUUGAACAACAUUCGGCGGAUUCGAAAAAGACAGAAUUGGAUUAUUUGAAAGAUGCCGCACAAAUUGUUUCACAAAUUUCAGCGGAGAGUUUACCAAGUUUAUUGAGAGCGGUAAGAUUUUAUUAUAAUACUUGUGAUAUCGAAAAAAAAAUUCAGACAUCGAGUUUGACAUUGAAAUAUUUGUCAUUGUUGGUGAAAUGUUUCGAUCAUCAAGAUGCGAGUAUUCGAUUGUUUGCGGAGCAAAGCUACGAUCAAGUUAUGAAAAAAUUGAUUAUUUCGAGGAACACAGAGCUUGCCUUACGGAUAACGAUCGGAAAUUUUCAAAAGACAACAUCUGCUCGAGGAAUUGUCUCGUUGAUCUCAAAAAUCGAAUAUUUUCUAAACAUCAUCCCAAAUUCAAAACGCGGACAAAAUCAGAAAUUCGACUACUUAUCCGAUACCAUUGCCAAUCGUGUUCUGCGAAUUCUUUCGAGACCAGAACAUAUUGUACAAAAAGCUAUAUAUACUCAUUUUCACAAUAUAUUCACAAAAUUAUCACCGGAUAUGUUUAUACUUUAUGAGAUCAAGAAGACUUCAACGCAAUUGUUGUUUGAUACAAAAGGAGCGACAGCUAGAACUAUUUCCGAAGUUUUGUUCACGUUGUGCACUUUGAAACGUGAAUGGACGAAUGAGGUUAGUUUUUUUUUUUGAAUAAUGAAUAAACGAAAAAUUAAGAUAGAAAAAUUUUUUUUUUUCAAAGAUGAACCUGAAAAAUCCAUUUCCAAAUCGUCAAUUUUAUUCCAGAUGUUCAAAUUAUCAUUGGAGCAUAUCAUAACAUUUUAUCAAUCGGGUGACAAACCGUCAAUUGGCGCAUUAUUAUGUUUGAAAAAAUUACUGGUUUACUUUGACAUAGACAAUAAUUUAGAUUAUAUGAAAAAAGUAAGCAUUUCCAUAUUAUACUUUUAAAAAUCUGAUUAUUCAGGCUAUUGAAAUCCUCCUUAUUCUUGUUGCAAAUGGCCCAAAUGAUAUAUCAUUUGAAGCUUUUGCUGUGCUAGAAGAACUGAUUAAAUUUAUUCCAAGGUUAGUUUUUAUCUCCAUUUGUUCUAAUUAUAGAUAAAAGUAUGAUUUCUAGCUCAAUCUGUGAUUUUUUGCCAUACGAUUUCAUCACUAAUGGUAGUCAGAGUAAUCGAAGCUCUUCCGAUGAAGAACUUAUCUCAACUCCAGUAAAAGAGGUUUGAAUACAAAUUUGAGAGAAGAUUUGAUAAAAAAUAACGAAUAACAAUUUUCAGACUCAACCAGAUGUUGAUGAAAUUAUCGAUCCGCUACUCAACCCUGUUUUAUACGAAGAGAUUCAACAAAACAGUGCUAGUCCAGCUAUCAGUGUUUGUUUAGAACUUCCUAGUCAUGAUACGAUGUUAAAAGGUAGAGUAUUUUUUCUGAAUUUAAUUUCUAAAACAACUGUUGAAUUUUCAGAUGAGCUUGUUAAUGUAUAUAAAUAUAUAGCUGCAUUUUUAUGCAAAACAUUUCUUCUGACGGGUAUAACUGGAUCUCUGAAAAGUGAUAACGAAUCAAAAGACAGUAAGAAGAUAUUAGCAGUUCAAUGUUUGAUUGUGAUUGCGAAAAUUGAGAAUAUCUCGGGUCUUGAUGUGCUUUUUGGUAAGCUCAUAACACUUUCUAAAGAAAAUUAACAUUUUUUCAGAUAAGCGUAGUCAGAAAAUUGAGGAUUUGGUUGAGUUUUUCGGUCAUCACGAUGAAUCGCUUGCUUCAAAAUCAAUCAAUCUCAUAUCGAUUUUGAUGUCUCAUAUGGAGUCACAGAAUGGUUUAUUCAAUUCUCAAAUUUCACAAGUAUUAUCACAGACAAGGCAGAAUUCAUUGAGAAAACGAACACUUUUGGAAGCUUUUUCGAAUGAGAAAAUUAGGAAUAUUUAUCAAUCUGAUGUUUUUCCACAAUUAUUGGAUGUUGCUCGAGAGAUGUGCAAAUCUGAAAACUCAUCUGAACAGGUAUUUUUCCUUCAAGAUCUCCUGAAAUAAAUAGCUUUCUUCAGAUUUGUGGAUCGUCUUUUAUCUCGAGUUUGAGUUUGGUUCCAUUUGAGAAAAUCAAGUACAUGAUCCAAUGUGGUGCUUCAGUUCAAAAUGAUUUUUUGACUUUGAUGACUUCUGGAAUCUUACCGCAAAACUCAAGCUAUUUUGAGCAUGUCAAAAGGUAUUUUUCUGUGAAAACAAAACACAUAAGUCUUAAAAAUAUAAUUUUUCAGUGUUUUCGGAGUAUCGUCAUCAAAAGUUCAGAGUUAUCCUCCCUCAAAAAUUCAGCUAGUUUUAAACUUUGACCCGAAUCUUACAUUGUCACCUGGAUUAUCACAUCAACAAUCACUUGAAUAUGGGUACUUUAUAAGUGUAAUGGAUAUGUUGACUAAUUCAGAUUCAUCUACUAUUGUGAGUUUUCCUUCUGAUUUUGAAAUCAUCAAAACUUCAAAGUUUCAGUCUAAUAUCAUUCAAGUUUGUCAAAGUAUGAUCAAUGAGACUCAAUAUGCUGUUGAGAUAUUAAUUUCAAUUGAACGAAUAAUUGCUCAUCUCAACUCGGGAGAAUACAAAAAACAUGUUGUUAUUUGUUUUCUUCAAGUUUUAACAAAAACAUGUCAAGGUAUCCAAAUUCUUAAAUAACAAUUAGAAAAAUCAUGUUUUCAGAACGAUGUAUGAAUCUUUUUAUGAAUGCAAGACUGACAGAUUGUCGGGAAACAUCUUACGAAGUUAUGCUUGUUGCGUUAAGGUAUUUCUAUUUUUUGAAAAUGAUUGAGAGUUUUGGUUUUUUACAGAUGUUUGGAUAUGAUUUAUAAACUAACAUUUGAAAAACGACCAGACAAGAAAACUUUGGAGAAUUUGGAUGCAAGAGUUGUAAAAGUUCAGAAUCUUUUUGUGCCCGCAAAACCAAAUGAAACUGGAACAUCAUUUCCAAGACAAGCUGAUAUCAAUUUCACGCAAUGUGAAAGUUUGAAUCACUUGUAUCAUGAUUUACAAGGGUCCUAUAUUAAUUAUUGCGUGAGUUUUUGUUAAACAAUUAGACUGAUCCAUAUUCAUCAUUUUACAGAGUUCCUUGAAUUUAGCUACCGAUCAAAAGCUCUACGAAUUCAUUGAAGCUUGCACAAAUCUAUGUUGUGCUGCGUUUGAAUUUAUCACAAUUGAUGAUUUCAAUUUUUUUGAAGACACUAUUUUUUAUCUAAAGGUACAUGAAUGCAGAAUAUGGAAAUGAUUUAUCUAGAAUUCAAAACUCUAUAUUUUUCAGAAACUCAUUGAUAUUGCACCUUCUGAAACACUACACAUUAUGCAUCAAUUAGUCAAACUUCUAUUUAAAAAAAAUCUGAUCUCAAUGGAACGCAACCUGAUCAUGGAAAAUGGGAGAUUUGCUGAGAAUUUAAUGGAAGAAUCGAUCUUGAAACAGUUUGAUUUAUUGACAAAGGAUUCGGAAUAUUCCAACAAAAUAAUAAAUUUCUCAAUGGGUUGGCUUGCUCCAAAUGUUAUCACCUCAAAAACACAAGCAAAUACAAAUAUUGAAGCGGCGUUAACACAGAUGGAAGAUCUUAUAACAGUUAUGAUAAGAGUUUUUAGAUGUCGUGGAGCGGCAGAGAAAAAACAGGUAGGACAAUUUUUCAUUUGAAAAAAAAUUAUGAAAAAACAAAUUUCAGGUUAUCUUGGUGAUGAUUGAACUUAUCCGCGUGGGUAUUCGAUAUGACAUGGCGGAUCCCAAUCAUGUUAUUUUGGAUGAAAUUUUGAAACAGUUAUCAACACCGCAGGAUUGUACGUCUCCCGAGUUGCUUCCACUGGUUAGAUCUUUUAACGUUUUUUUUUCAAAUUGUAGAGUUCAUUUUUUCAGAUGGUUGAAUGUUUGAUAAUUAUCAAUCGAAUUUCGCAAAAACAUGAUUUGGUGAAAUUUGGAGUUUUGUUAAUUCAAUGUGUUGCAGUCAAUCAAUCCGAAGCAAUGAAACAUGUUAUUUUCGCUGCAAAUAUACUUCUGAUGGAAUCAAUAAAUCUUUCAAAAGAUAUCAAUGAGUUAAUCGAAGUUUUAAGUCAACAUUUGAAGAUAUGUUUGAAAUUUGCUCCAGAGCAAACACUGUAUACAUGGUUCUUGAUAUUCAGUUCAUCGCAACCAGAAAAAAUGUGAGUUUAAGAUAAAAUAUUACUUUUAUUGAUUUAUGUGAUUAUUUUCAGCGCUGAUACAUCAAUUGUCUUUUUGACAACAUAUUUGGAGUGGAUGCUGGACAAGGAUUCAACCCUUAAUUUUAAAAGUUUAUUGUUUCCACUACUGAAAAUACCUGAAGCUGCAUUCGAUCAUUUUGAUAAAAUUUUUAAAGCAUUCCAACAAAUUGAACUGGUCAGUUUUCUUAAAAUAAUUAUUCUCAAAUGAAAAAUUUAGCUUUCUUUUUUUUACAGUGUUCACUCAAAGCUGGUGCACUUCUUUGUGCAAUUGUCAGUAGGAUUCCAGAACUUGUGUUGUCUUCAAAAUUACGUGAUCUUGGGACGGAUUCUAGUAACUGGUUACAGAAAAAUUAUGAACUGAACUUGUCUCAAUCAUACAAAGCAAAACCAAUGUUUCAAGAAUUUUUCAGUUUCCAUUUUUUGAAAAGUAAGUUAAAAAGAUUGAACACUGCAAACUAUCUGUUGUUCUUUAGAUUAUAAAACACUGGAAAUUGAGCAUGAUGGUUCUCCAAAACUUGAAGAACAACCAAAGUUCCAAUUUAUUGUGAAAUCAACAGUUAAGAGAUCAAAGUGAGUAUUCUGUCUAUUAUUUUAUACACACAUCUCAUGUAUAUUUUUAUUUUUCAGAUCAUUCGAUAAGAGAACGAUUGAAAUUGAGGAUUUGAUUUGUGAAAUGACAAAAUCAGCCAAUCACAUUGAUUUUGCGACGAGUCUUUUAGUUGAAUGUGAAAUUGAACAACAAUGGGCAAUUUGUCAAAAGCUGGAUAAAAUAUUCCCAUCCGAUGUUUUUUGGAAACAUCUUAUGAGAGAAUAUAGAUUCCAAAUUAUGAGCCUUGAUGCAAAAUCUGCACCAGACGCACAAUAUUUGAUUACAAAAUGUCAAGAACUUAUUGACUUGUGUAUUGAGAACUGUUAUUCAGUCGGAGAUUAUAGCAUGCUGUUGAAAGUUUUAGCGAACUGCAAAGAUAUUCGACUUGACUUGACUGCUGUUACAGUUACUGAACUCAACAAAAUUCUAUCGUUUGUUACGUCAAAAAAAUCCAAUAAUAUUUCGGUGAGUUUCACCAUGAGUAAUUAUUUUCAUAUGUUCUUUUUUUCAGACUGGUUAUGUUUACCGAGGUCUCAACACCUUGUUAUCAGAACAUUCUAUAAUAUCAAUGGUACAGCAAGAAUCUUGGAAAUGUUUGGAUUCAUAUCUAGAUUUAUUGAGCUUCAUUGUUGGUUCUGAUGAAGAUGAACACACUGUGAAUUCUCUUUUUAGACAUUUCAAAAUUGAUAUUAGUGAUCUAAUUGAGUCGAAAGAGAUAAUAAAAAUACAUAAUCAAAUAUCUCGAUGUUGGUCAAUCUCACAAAAAUCAAGUAUGAAUCGUUCUAAUAUAUCGAAUGAUGAAAUUCGUCAAACUCGUGAUAUUCUGCUUCGACAUCCUUUGAUCUACCCAAUAUUUUUCAUAUCAAUUCCUGCGAUUGAGUAAGUCAAAAUUAAUGAUGGAUUUUUUCAUAAACCUUGACAUGUUGUUUAGAAAUCAAUGGAAACCAUCAAUAACUGUAACAGAAAACAAAGAAUUGUCAGUUCCAUUACCAAAAGUGCACAGUCUUUGUUACACUGAUGUUUUAACUGACAUCAAAAACAAACUUCUACAGUAAGUUCAAUUUCCAAAUUUCAAAUCCUAGCAUCAAAUUUGUCAAUUCCAGAGUCGGAUGGUUAAACAAACCACAAUUUGAGGAUAUUUGCGUUAGUUUAUUGGGAGUUCUUUCAACAACACCGACUGGAGAAGAGAUAUCAGACACUCCAAGAAGUGUGAGUAUAUUAAUUUAUUAAUAUUUAUCAAAUGAAAAAUUGAUUUUUUUCAGGAACUUCUUGAGAGAAUUGAUUAUUGUGCAAUGGCUGUUGAUAUAUUCACAUUUAUUUUGUUACAAACUCUGACAUUUCCAAACAAUGGUGAUCCAGCUUCGAAUUAUGUUUUGAAAAUGAGAGAAAAAUCUGAUCCAUUUUUCUCAUCGAAUGAAGCCGUUGAAUUGUCGAUUUUGAAAUGUGUAAAGAAUGGAAUUCCAAAACAUGCAUUCAAUCAAAAUAUUGAGCGAUAUUCAGACAGUAAUGUGAGUGUUGUAACUGACGGUUGCAAAGUUGAUAUUAAUUAUAAUGAUUUCAGGGUGAUGGAACAACCAAAUCUUUUGGAGUUGGACAAAUAUCCGUUUUAUCGCUGUGGACAAUUUGUGGAGCUGUUCCUCAAGAUAAUGGGAAUAAUAUAAUUGAACAAGCCAAUGUAAGUGAAUUGUCGGAAAUCGAUGAUAAAUCAAUACAUUUCAGAGAAUUCGCCCUUCACUUUCACAACAUUUGCUAAAUACAACUAGCGAUUUGGAUACCGUUUCGAAUGUUCGAAGUCUGUUGGGUAUUUUCUCUCAUUGGUUUUCACAUGGCAUAGAUCAACUUCCUGAUCAACUUCUAGAAUCUGUUAUAAGAUCGGUAAGAUUUUUAAUGUCGAACUCAUUUUCUUCAAAUUUAAUUCGCAGAUGCUCUAUUUGUCUGACUUUUUUGAUGACCAAUCAACAUAUGAAUUCAUGUAUCAACAAAUGAAAAUAAUUCACGAUCGUGGAAUGACUUAUGAUAUGGAAGUUGAAGAAAUGGUUAGAUGUAUGCUUUUAAAAUCAGUCGCUGUUCUUGGAAUUGAACAUAUUGAACCAAAAAUGGAACUGGCGGAAAAGAAAAAUAUGAUCAUGUCAUGGGUGGCUGAUUUUGAAUAUGAAAGGAAUAAUAUGUUUAUUCUUGGUGGGAUUUCAUAUUUGCUUCAAUCAUUUUCACUUGAUUCACUCAAAGAUGUGAUAAAUGAACUUACUGGUGUUUUUGUUGCGGAGUUGAAAAACAGGAAUGCAGUUUAUCAAAAUCUCAAUUAUUAUCUAGCGGUAGCUACGCAAAUCUUAGAACAACCGAACUGCAAUGAUAUUUCAAUAGAGCUCUUAUUGGUGAGUAAAUUUUUUAACUGUUUGAAAGAAAAUACUAGUGAACAAAUUUUUAGCAACUUAUUGAUCUUUUGAUUGAUACCAAACUCGAUUUUUCAAAUCAAACAAUAUUGACUAUCACUGAAACAAUGGUGCAAUUAAUAUGUCAUUCUGUUAUAUAUGUUGAACCAAUUAUCACAAAAUGUCAUCGUGAGUGUUUAUUUUUAUGUUCAAGUUUAGGAAAUUGAAAAAAAUAUUUCAGGACUCAUUGCAAACUCAAAAGACAACAAUGUUUUGAAUAAACAAAAAGGAACGUCGAUGCUUAAAAUCUACCAAGCUGCAAUUUUAAGAAGUUAGUCUAACUCUUUUUCAAAUGUUUGCUCCCAGUUUUAUCAGAAAUGUUUAUUUUAGGCGCUGCAGCUGAUGUUCGACAUAUGGAAAUUUUGAAAGAUGGAUUCGCAGAUUUAUUAUAUUUGUAGGUUUCAAUUCCGUUAGUUAGGCAAAUUUCUUCAAUUUUUUUAGGUUCUGCAAUAAUUUGGUUGAUCCGUCCGAGCAAAUAAUGAAAUCUCUUCCAAUUUUACUUGUCACAAUUGAAGGAUGUGAUGGAAGUGUUAUGAAAAUUCUAGAUUUUAUAUUUGAAUCUACAAAUUAUUCAGAUAUUUCCAAAUAUUUAUUAAUUCUUAAUGAGGUAUUGAUUCUUAAUAAGGCGUAUUUUAGAUUCAAAUGGAAUUUUUCUAUUUCAGAUUUAUCUGUUAUCGAGGCGAAACAAAUCAUGGGGAAGACUUCUUCGCGCCAAAAAUGAGGUUAUCAAUGCACGCCUAAUUGAAAUCAAAAUCAAAUCAAACUUAAUUUAUUGCAUUAUCAAAUUGACCAUUCAAAAUCCUAUACGGUAUGUUUUCUUCACCCCUUCAAAUUCAUUUAAAAAUUGUGGUUUUUGUUUCAGAGUACCCGCCUUAUUACCGAUUGAUGAAAAUACCAAACUGGACUUAAACUGGGUUAAUGAAUAG
Molecule: messenger RNA, 8153 nt
Organism: Caenorhabditis angaria
Lineage: Eukaryota; Metazoa; Nematoda; Chromadorea; Rhabditida; Rhabditidae
Source: the annotation of a GenBank genome assembly